UUCCAGGCCCUGGGCAUGGAAAGCGUGAAAAUAAACAAGCGUCUCAGAGGUGACAGCGACAUCUGCCCGCCCAGUGAGGCCCAGCGGCUCUCCUUGGCUCCACUUCGCAGGUUUGACAUCUAUAGGAAGGUGCCCAAGGACCUCACACAGCCGACGUACACCGGGGCCAUCAUCUCCAUCUGCUGCUGCCUCUUCAUCCUCUUCCUCUUCCUCUCGGAGCUCACCGGAUUCAUAACCACAGAAAUCGUGAACGAGCUGUACGUCGAUGACCCGGACAAGGACAGCGGGGGCAAGAUUGACGUCAGCCUGAACAUCAGUCUCCCCAACUUGCACUGCGAAUUGGUCGGGCUCGACAUCCAGGAUGAGAUGGGCAGGCAUGAAGUGGGGCACAUCGACAACUCGAUGAAGAUCCCACUGAACAACGGGGUGGGCUGCCGCUUCGAGGGGCAGUUCAGCAUCAACAAGGUCCCGGGCAACUUCCACGUGUCCACACACAGUGCCACCGCCCAGCCGCAGAACCCGGACAUGACCCACGUCAUCCACAAGCUCUCCUUCGGGGACACGCUGCAGGUCCACAACGUCCACGGCGCUUUCAACGCUCUCGGGGGAGCAGACAGACUCGCCUCCAACCCCCUCGCCUCCCACGACUACAUCUUGAAGAUCGUGCCCACCGUUUACGAAGACAAGAGUGGCAAGCAGCAGUACUCCUACCAGUACACGGUGGCCAACAAGGAGUACGUCGCCUACAGCCACACGGGCCGCAUCAUCCCGGCCAUCUGGUUCCGCUACGACCUCAGCCCCAUCACGGUCAAGUACACAGAGAGACGGCAGCCUCUGUACCGGUUCAUCACCACGAUCUGUGCCAUCAUUGGCGGGACCUUCACUGUGGCUGGCAUUCUGGACUCGUGUAUCUUCACAGCCUCGGAAGCCUGGAAGAAGAUCCAGCUGGGCAAGAUGCAUUGAUGACCUGCCCGGCCCCACGGCCAAGGACCCGGGAGACCAGCAGCCCUGCCUCCAGCACCCCGUCUCCUCCUACCCUCUGUCUGGCUCAAGAUCUGGCUGUGUCCCAAAGUGGGGGUGAGGGGAGGGAGGGGGUGGCUCCUGGGUUCGACGCUACCUCUUUUCCCCAAGUUUAAUUUUAGAUAAAUUACACUGCCUGAAGUUGGGGCACCCCUUUAUUUCCCUGAGGAGCCCCAAGACCAGAGACAGGGCCAGGACAGCUUGGGGACGCACUCAAGAGCUGCAGUCCCCUCCCUGUUGGGGGGAAAGCCCAGAAUCCAUGCUGACCAGCUCGCAGCCAGGCUUUGACAAUCUCGCAGCGCCCACUGUUUGGUCCCACUGGUCACUUGGGUUCUCUCCUGGGCAGGCAGCCUGCAGACCUGGGCUCCAGAUUCUGGACCAGGCUGCCCAAAGGCACCUGCCACCUGGCUCCCUCAACAAAGUACGGUACUUCCCGGGCAGGCCCCUGAAACGUGGCGCCCUAGAUGGAGCCCUCGCCUCUGCUCCAUCCCUUCCUGCCUGACCUCGAGCCCAGGCCUCAAGGCCCUCUCUCCCACGCCUUUCUUUUCCUCCCCAGAAGCAGAUGCCCAGUGGCAGGGCAGCAGCCUGCGUAGACUCAAGUCUGCCCACUGGUCACUGGGCGCUUGGCGACUUCGCCUUCCUCUCUCCAUCUCGUUCCUCUGCACCCCCUGCCAAUGUGCCUCAGCCCACAUGCUGUGUGGCCCAACAUGGCUUGGUGGAGGGGCAGGCUGUGACUGGGAAGUCAUCCUUUGAGGACUAGACAUGGUUUGUGCAUCAAUGUCCAGAUGGGAAGCAUCAUUUUCUGCGACCCUAAAGUAAUCAUGGCUUGGCCUCUCCCAGAUGGCUGCCAGCGGUCCCAAAGCCUUAGGUGGGAGAAGCCAAGCGGACCAGCCCAUCUCCCAUCUUAGCACGUCCACCUUGGGCUCCCAAGGGCGCACAGUGCUUGGACCUCUCUGAACCCAGCUGUGGCCCGCCUGCCCCACCGAGCUCCCCAUUGGCUGGCCACCCAGCAGCUCAGUCCUGGCUCCUGGGGCUGCUCCGCUGUUUCCUCACUGGCUCCUGGGUGGGUCCCCAUGGGUCCCCACCCCACUGCUCCCCCUUCUCCUUCCCCUUUAGUCCUGAAAGGGAGGGGCUAUGGUCCAGGCACAAAUUCCACCCAGGGAAUUUUAGGUAUGCCCCUCUGUCCCAGUGAGAGAGCCGCCCACUGUUUUCCAUGUAUAUCAAGAUUGUUUGCAUACUUCUGUAAUUAAGGGGAGUGUCCAGUAGAAGGCAUUUUAAAAUUAUCUCUAUGGAUGGUUCAAGUCUCUGCCUUUUGUGAUUUUUGGCUCUAGAUUCCAAUUAGAGAAGCUUCCCUUUGCAUUUGAGUUGAUGGAUGUAAGUGUAAACUGUAUUUGGUUAUUUCUGGGAUCUGUGGCCACUCAGAUGGAUUUUUUUUUUUUUUUUUGCAUUCUCUUCCCCCGUUACAAAAGGAGUCCCUUGGGUGUGUGAAUGUGUGCCUGUACAGAGUGGGCAGGGCAGGCUGGGGAAGUGUGUGGCAUGCACAUGAAUUGAAAUCCCACGUUGAUGCAUUUUAAAAAAAGAUCCUUGAGGACAUAGGGGAUGUCAGUUUCCUAUGGAAGAGACACCUCUGACUCAUUCUUAUAAGCAAAAUCUCAAGGGGGAAAAAUGUCUUAGUUCUUUCCCCACUCGUUGGGUUCAAAUAGAUUAAAAGGCUGAUUUUCAGAAAUA
Molecule: messenger RNA, 2748 nt
Organism: Odocoileus virginianus texanus
Lineage: Eukaryota; Metazoa; Chordata; Mammalia; Artiodactyla; Cervidae
Source: RefSeq, a predicted model, not a curated record